This is a messenger RNA of Moesziomyces antarcticus, 390 nucleotides long. RefSeq names its product UPF0041-domain-containing protein. Gene Ontology annotation, molecular function: pyruvate transmembrane transporter activity. NCBI's taxonomy places the organism in Eukaryota, Fungi, Basidiomycota, Ustilaginomycetes, Ustilaginales, Ustilaginaceae. Gene Ontology annotation, cellular component: mitochondrial inner membrane. Bases 1 to 390 code for a protein of 129 amino acids. The record is from RefSeq and is a predicted model, not a curated record. The transcript is spliced from 2 exons. Gene Ontology annotation, biological process: pyruvate import into mitochondria.
AUGGCGUCGGCAAGCGGAUCCCGAUUCCAGGCGUUUAUGAACCACCCCGCCGGUCCCAAGACUGUGUUCUUCUGGGCGCCUUUGAUGAAGUGGUGUCUCGUCGCAGCGGGAUUGAAGGAUCUUUCGCGACCGGCGGACAAGAUCUCGGUGCCGCAAAACGUCGCGCUCGCAGCAACGGGCAUGAUCUGGGUGCGCUACUCGCUCGUCAUCACCCCCGUCAACUACUCGCUCGCCGCAGUCAACUUCUUCGUAGGCUGUUCGGGGCUCGCUCAACUCUACCGUGUUUGGGACUUCCGUAGGCAACAUCCUGUCCAGGCAGCUAUCACCGAUAAGACCAACGAAGCCGCCAACAAGAUCUCGAAAGAAUCCCUGCCCCUCACCUCCAAGUAA